AUGGUAUCCAUCAGCGCGAGCCCGCCCCAGAGGUACGUGUUCAACAUGAAUGGAGCGGCUCCUCUAACCAACAACGCAGAGUCCGUUUGGAGUUUCGACGGGAAGGUCUACUGCGCAUAUCAAGCAAACAGCAACGCCCUCUCGCGCCAGGUCGUCCAGGUCUUUCCGGAAGGAGCCAACGUCACGAACUCGGAGAUACCCGCCGUCCCGAUCUUCCCCUUGGACGACCGGCGGUCGAACUCCGAGGAUGGCUUGAACUGCCUGAACGUGAGCAGUGUGCCUCUACAGAUUGUCAGCACAAGUGCGACAAACAGUGCGAGCUGCGUGUCGACCAUCCAGGGCCUGAAUGUCACGACAGGUCUUUACACGCCGAUUUGCAGCACGGCUCCGGGUGAAUGCUUCCUCUCCUGCGCCAUCGACCCUUCUGAUGGCAUGAUCUACUGCCAAACUACGUCGACUCCCCGCUAUCUUGCUCGCAUGACGUGCGACCCGACCACAGGUGCUCUCGAGCCUUGCUACAUGGGCAGAGUCAACACGAACAACGACCCCCUCGACAAUUCGGCCGCUUUUAAGCCGAGCGACGGCGAGUACGUCUAUGCUCCCGGCGAUGGCAACAGGCUGCGCGAAGUUCGGGGUGACAUCACCAACAUUGACGCAUUCGUCUCCCGACCAGAUCCAGCUUUACCCUUCAUUUCAAGCCCACGGGCAUCGGGGCAAAACUUCAAUGCAGAUGCUCUUGCCAUCGCCAGGUUCACGUUCUCCACUCAGGGAGAACAAGAUUGGGCUGUUGGCUGCGCUGGCAGCCAGGUUAUCGUCAUGAGCGUGACGGGCAGCUCUGUGCGCUACGUCCUUGACAUGGUGGGCGUCGACGUCCCAGGCGGUGAGGUGACGACUGCCUGGAGUUUCGAAGACCAUGUCUACUGCGCGUGCAACGACACUAUCUACGAGAUCCUCUACGAAUUUGUAAGUACCAUGGUCGUUACUGCGCCACUCCAUUUCCAGAUGUGCCCCGGCUGCCGCCAAGUAACCACCACAACAACUACGACCACCACCACACUGCCGCCGCCGCUGCAGCUGUGCCUUGAUCUGACUGGGGUGGAGAAGCCUCCGAGUACGUCUCCUAUCGGUGGCGUUGGUGUUGACAAUGGUACGAUGGCUCGGAUCGUGAACCUGCCUGCACUGGCCGAUUCGGAGCCAGCUUGGAACUGUUCCAACUCGAGCGAGUUCUCGACCUUGGCGCUGCAGGUGAUCAACGAGCAGCCCUUCGGCUUGCCAGCUCGCCAAGGCCGCCAGGCCGGAGUUUUGUUCUACGCUUUGCUGGACAUCGGCGUUGCACCGGGUAUCUGGGACGAAGACGCUCUGUCCCUCCUUGUCGCGGACUGCUGUACAAAGAGCAUGAAACCGACAUUCGGUCAUGACCUGGCCAUGCUGCGCGAUAGGUUUGUGACAAAGCUUGAGGGCGGCGGCGGUGUUGCGCCGCCCUCGGAAGUAGGUGCACUUUGUGCCGCGCGACCCUCAGAAGUAGGUGGCCAACUCUGCCAUGAGCUUCCGCAUUCACUGACCUCUGUGACAAACGUACUGGGUCUCGCAGGGCCCUUCAACUUCCCCUUCCUCCGAAAGCCAUACAGAGGAACCAUCCAGUCGCUGGACGUCACGACGGGCACAUAUGUGCGCAGGCUUGUUUCCCAGUCCCGGCACCUGCAAUCAAGGCUGAUUUGCAAGUUCGAGGGCGAGUGCUUCAACGCCUGUGGCGUGAAUCCCUUGGACAACAACAUCUACUGCAUAACCGAGGCCACUUGA
Molecule: messenger RNA, 1800 nt
Organism: Symbiodinium natans
Lineage: Eukaryota; Dinophyceae; Suessiales; Symbiodiniaceae
Source: the annotation of a GenBank genome assembly